Dufourea novaeangliae is the source of this 1486-nucleotide messenger RNA. It is a transcript of the gene Dh31-R, whose product is annotated as calcitonin gene-related peptide type 1 receptor-like. Gene Ontology annotation, molecular function: G protein-coupled peptide receptor activity. Gene Ontology annotation, cellular component: plasma membrane. NCBI's taxonomy places the organism in Eukaryota, Metazoa, Arthropoda, Insecta, Hymenoptera, Halictidae. The record is from RefSeq and is a predicted model, not a curated record. The transcript has 13 exons. Gene Ontology annotation, biological process: adenylate cyclase-modulating G protein-coupled receptor signaling pathway; cell surface receptor signaling pathway.
CGAAGAUACGGCCUGGCAUCGUGUCCUUGCUCGUGAUCUGAAGGCGUCGUAGCUAUCCGCAAUGAUCACUAUGGACGUGCAAACUGAGAUGCCGUCGAACUCGACAGCAGGCAGCACCCUAUUAGACGAAGACUUGCGUCGAAUCUUGAUAGAAAGGGAGCAGGACUGCUUACAGCUGCAGGCCAUGAACUCAACGCCACCACCAGAACCGUACUGCCGAAUAACGUUCGACGGAUGGUCCUGUUGGCCAAACACCCCGGCUGGAGCAACUGCAUACGCGCCAUGUCCGAAUUUCAUCACCGGCUUCGACGCCUCAUUGAUGGCACACAAGUAUUGCGAACCAAAUGGCACCUGGUUCCGACAUCCGAUGUCCGAUCAAGUCUGGAGCAAAGGUAAUUAACGAACCGAAAAUCAUUUGUUUUUUUCCAUACAUUGGCAACAGGGGAUUAAUGGAAUUUACGAAGCCGGGUACGCGAUAUCGCUCAUAGCUCUGCUGCUAUCAUUAGGGAUUCUCACGUAUUUUCGGUCCCUAAGGUGCGCCAGGAUCACUCUCCAUAUGAAUCUGUUCGCCUCGUUCGCUGUGAACAACGCCCUCUGGCUUGUCUGGUACAGAUGCAUAGUCGCGAACACGGAUUUACUAUUAAACAAUGGGGUAACGUGCCGUCUCGUGCACAUUAUCCUGCACUACUUUUUACUCACUAAUUACGCCUGGAUGCUCUGCGAGGGUUUCUAUCUGCACACGCUGCUGGUCAGCGCGUUCACCAGCGAACACAAGCUGGUGAAAUGGCUGAUGGCCCUCGGAUGGCCAAUGCCAGCGAUCAUUGUCACGCUUUAUGCUUGCUUGAGGGCGCUUAGCGACGAUCCCGCGGACACUGAACAGUGUUGGAUCAACGAGGGGAACUACAUGAACGUGCUGGUGUACCCGGUCUGCGUUUCCACCCUCCUCAAUCUCCUGUUCCUCUCAAACAUCGUGCGGGUUCUGUUGAUGAAGCUGAGGGCCGGUCCCACGAUCGGUACCCAGCCCUCGAGAUCUAUGAGACAGGCGUUUAGAGCAACGUUGCUUCUGGUACCUCUUUUAGGGUUACACUAUCUACUCACCCCCUUCAGACCUCCAAAGAAUCACCCGUGGGAGCAGUUCUACGAGGUUCUUUCUGCAAUCACAGCCUCUUUCCAGGGUCUUUGCGUCGCCAUUUUAUUCUGUUUCUGCAACGGCGAGGUGAUAGCGCAGUUCAAGAGGAAAUGGGAGGGCACGGCUCUUCUGCGGAAUCGAGCCAAUUCCUGCACCGCCACGACCGUCUCGGUCCGAUGGCGGGAGAGGAGAAGGUGUGACUAUCGGUCAUCCGCGCCUCUGGAACACACGGACGCGAAGCUCGUGGACAGUCGGCAAACGGUGCAACUGGUCGCCGUCAAUAAUCUCAGCAAUCACACACGUCUGUUGGUCAAGUCCAAGGACUCGUUGACCCUCGCCGAGCAAACGCAGUGUUGA